This is a messenger RNA of Mastomys coucha (southern multimammate mouse), 5867 nucleotides long. RefSeq names its product chloride intracellular channel 5 (gene Clic5). The record is from RefSeq and is a predicted model, not a curated record. The coding region runs from base 1 to 1212 and encodes 403 amino acids. The transcript is spliced from 6 exons. NCBI's taxonomy places the organism in Eukaryota, Metazoa, Chordata, Mammalia, Rodentia, Muridae.
AUGAACGAAGACUACAGUGAUAUCUAUGAUACAAUCCAAAAGAGGAGCACAGAUGAGGAUCCAGACCCACAGGAGGAAAGUGAUGCUCCUCUCUAUGACAGAGUCCAUGAAGAUGUGUGGAAUGAAAAUGAUCUGUAUGCCACCAGGCUAGAAAACCACGAAUAUGACUAUUUGUCACCAUAUGUCUCAAAAAGUGACGAAGCCACCCCAACCUCCCUGGAGCCAGAAGCAGAUGGCUAUCUCCUGCCUGAUGAGGUGCUUUCUGAGUCCCAGGAGGUCGGAGAUGUCUUCAUAAGAGCCUCACAUUCACCAAGCCAGGAUCCAGAGACUCUCCCGUGGGAACCUCAGGAGAAUGGAAGAGCAGUCGAGGAAGAGGUGCCUUCUUUAUUGAGCUUCAGGGUUCAGCACAGCAAGGUCCGUGUCACAAGCCAGGAUUCCCCUACCAGUCCGUCUGUGACUAUUGGUUUGGAAGAAAAUAAAACAGCUUCCAGCAACCCUGAGAUCUUCCUGUUUGUGAAGGCUGGGAUCGAUGGGGAAAGCAUUGGCAACUGUCCUUUCUCUCAGCGUCUCUUCAUGAUCCUCUGGCUGAAAGGAGUCGUGUUCAAUGUCACCACCGUGGAUCUGAAAAGAAAGCCAGCCGAUCUACACAACCUGGCUCCUGGCACACACCCGCCCUUCCUGACCUUCAAUGGGGACGUGAAGACAGAUGUCAACAAGAUUGAAGAGUUCCUGGAGGAGACCCUAACUCCUGAGAAGUACCCCAAACUGGCUGCAAAACACCGGGAAUCGAACACUGCGGGCAUUGAUAUCUUCUCCAAGUUCUCAGCCUACAUCAAGAACACCAAGCAGCAGAAUAAUGCUGCUCUUGAGAGAGGCUUGACAAAGGCGCUGAGGAAGCUGGAUGACUACCUGAACACCCCUCUGCCAGAGGAGAUUGACACCAAUACCCGUGGGGAUGAGAAGGGGUCCCAGCGCAAGUUCCUGGAUGGGGAUGAGCUGACCCUGGCCGACUGCAAUCUGCUGCCCAAGCUGCAUGUGGUCAAGAUUGUGGCUAAGAAGUACCGAAACUAUGACAUCCCAGCUGAGAUGACAGGCUUGUGGCGGUACCUCAAGAAUGCCUAUGCACGGGACGAGUUCACCAACACCUGUGCAGCUGACAGUGAGAUCGAGUUGGCCUACGCAGAUGUCGCCAGGCGCCUCAGCCGAUCCUGAGCUAGGUUGUCUGGCCAAAUUUAUGCUGCAGAAGAGUUCUACUUCUCCCAAUGGCUUUCAGCUCUACAGACUUCUCCCACAUUGCCUUGGGGAAACAUGAAAAAAAAAUUAGGCCACAUCUUACUGGCACCCCUGAACUCAACUCCAGCCUUCUACCUUCUAAGAUCAGUGCCAUCCUUCUGCCUUGCCCUGCAGGAACCUGGCAAGCAGAGAGGACACGGUAGCAGAUUUUUUUUUCCACCUGCUGGUCUGAUCUAGGGUCAGUGUAUCUGGGAUCCGUUUGCAGAGCUCCCAUGGGAUUGUCACUGUUCCCUUCUGCCAAUAUCACAAUGCUUUCUCGGAUGCUCUAACAGCUUGAAAUGCCAGCGUCUCCCUCCCCUCCUUCCUCAGCAACUGCAGGGUGAUGGGCAAAUGUCAUUACAUGAUUGUUAGGGAGAGAUCUAUGCCUUGAUUGGGGAGACCGUGGUCAUGGGGACUCAGCUGGGUGUGGCUCUGGAUAUCUAGCAAAACAGUUCCAGAUGCUCACUCUUUCUGACAGUGGGCCAGAUGGAGACACCCCCAACACAAUACACCCCAGUUUCCUGGUGCAAUAUGAUUACGUCCUGGCCAGUACUGACCCAAGUUUUCCUCCUGUCUCCAUUUUGCCACAAAGGCAGUUUGACCUAGAACUCUAAACUGAGGUGGCCCAGAUAGGGAGGGACUUCUGGGAAGCAAUGUUGAUGCCAAAAGGCCCACCAGGGUCUACAGCCACAGGGAUCACUGGCUGAAGAGUAAUCAUCCACUGGAGAUCACAUGAGUGUGUGUGUGUGUGUGUCUGUGUGUGUGUGUGUGUGUGUGUGUGUGUGUGUGACUGUGUUCUUCAAUGGGUGGCUUUGAGUUGGAGGAAGAGAUGGAAGUGGAGGGAUGGGAGGAGAUAAAGUUCUAUUUGAGUUUGAUGUAGCCUAGAAAACUUUUAGAGCAGUCUUCUCUCUCAUUAUCUAGUAGAGCAGACUCCAACAUCAGCCAAAAAUGCCUUCCAGGCCCUCCCUAGUCCCUUGCAGAUGUGGGUUGCCACCUGGCUAUGCUCAGGCCCCCAGUUUCUUCAGCCCCAGCCUCUAAGGAAAGAGAAAGUCUAUUAAGGAAUGGAGCUAUCUGGGCUACCUUAGGAAGAAAGUCCAUGGGUCUUUCUGACUGGGAAGCCACAACUUGAAUUUGGAAAAUAUGUACUGCCUUGGGUUCAUUUUCCCGCCAUCAGAUUCAUAUAUCAGACUUUCAAGAAAGAGAAAUCUUUUUUUUUUUUUUAAUUUUUUAUGAACUACCAUUUUUCUCUUUAGUAAUUCUCCUUGGGUUUUACCUACAACUCCCACAGGGUGUGACCAUGGGAACCUUGGCAGAUUAGAAACUAUGACAAAUUAGUCAAUCAUUAGCUCUUCCUCUACCAGGGAGCUAGUGAGUGCCUAUAAGAAAUCCAACCCCAGGGCCUCAACUUCAACAAUCCUGCUUCUGUGUCACUGACAGUGGAGGCCCCUGAGAGCCGGAAAGGCUCUGGACUUGGCUCAUUGCUUUGGAGGGUGGAGCAGCACGGGUCCUUUCCAUAGAAAUAUCAACAUGGUCUAACCCAAGCAGUCAUUGAGCCCUCCUGCCUCUAGGGAUCUCCAAAGUAAGAGUGACCAUUGAUCCAAGGAGGGAGGACGCGGGAGGUCUCCCUAGCCCACUGGGGAAGAGGACCCUGCCUAGGGCAUUUUAUAAACCUGAAAGGGCUUUGAAGAGGCAAAAUGAGUCGAUUCAUUUCCAUCUCUACAGGAACCUUUCCACAGGCUCUCCAUAGGCUACCCCUGGGGAUGUUUAAACGUUAGCACUGCUGAGUGAACAGCCCUUUUUUUUUUUUCAGGGAAGAGCCCAGAAUUGGCCUCUUGAGGAAGGAGAACUUCCGGAACCAUCCGGAAAGCUGUUUAAUUAAAAGAAAACCACACUGUUCUAGGGAUCCUUCCUAGAAUUUACAAGCAGGCAGGGUGAACCCAGGCAGCUCACGCCUCUAUUUUCCACAGGUGGGCUGAUGUUAAAGAUAUGAAGACUAGCAUACAUACCGAGGGGCUUCAGAGGGAGGGGAAGAAAACUCCUCAUGUGAUGUUCUGAGCCCAGCAAUUGGCAAGUCUUUAAAAACAUACUUCCUAAGCCAAGUCAAUAUUGUUUAUAGAUGGUCCUCCUAUGGUUGAGUUAGUUUCACAAUAUUUAGGCAAUGCUGGAUGCUAUAGGAUCAAUCAGAACCCUUUAAAGAGAGGCGAGAUUGUAGAAGGGAGACUUUCCUAAGUACUUAAAUGCAGAAGUAACAUUAAUAUUAUCGGAUAACUGGCCAAUGUCUCAGUACAUAAUUAUCAUGGUAUAUAAAAAACAGCAAGAAAGUCAAUGAUAAUUACCCACCCUACCCCUCCAAAGAGAUUUUUCUCUGGAGACUCUAGCUUCUUUGGACCUUGGUAUGUAUAUGGUUUACCAUCUGCAGUCACCCUGCAUUGAGGUUCCGAGUCUCAGCUCAGACCAUGUGGAAGGUUUUGUAGUCUGUACUUUACCUGCAGAAACUCUGGAUAAGAGCUAUUCUGGUAAAUGCCAGGUCCCCCAGGAAGCAUUUGGAUGAAAAGGAAGCUAUCUUGACAGAGUUUCCAUUCCUCUCUCACCUGGAUUGUCACGUGACAAUCUUGUAUGUAAGAAACAUGAGUGUUUCUACCUGUUUUAAAUUGCUCACUUCUUAGGUUGAUCCAGAGAGAAGACAUUCAUUAAGAUGGUAGUAACUAUCCACAGUUAAAUAGAAAGUGAAUUGUUUGCUUGUUUCAGAAUAUAAUUUCAUAUUCUCCAAUUUACUGGUAAGUUCAGGAUCACAGUCAUGUGUCUAUCUCACCUUUUAAACGAGGUGUGUCUAGGUAGCCUCCUGGAACCAAAUGAAUCUGUUGCAAAGUAGGAAAGGCCAGUCAGUUUAUUUAGCCAGUCGAUCCCAAACUAGUUUCAGCUUCCUGAUUGGUGGCAAUGUCCUUACUGGUCCCCUCUGGUGUUGAUGGGAACAGGCAGGAUCUUUUCUUUUUUUCUUCUUCAAAAACAAGCUUCUCCAAAAGCGAGGUCUGGGCAGAACCUUCUGGUACCUUCUGGUUCUUGUGAGGUGAAGCAACAAUAGUGAUGACAUUGUGUGUGUCUGGAGGCAUGGACAUUCUGCAGACAGACAGUCCUUAGCAGGUUAGUACCAUUAGGGAAUGAAGCAUGCCUGGCACAGAGAGACAGUGACUGGCCCAUGUAAAUGGUAUUAUGAGGAAAACUGAGGCAGAAGCUGUGUGUCCAUCUAAUAAAAGUUCGCCAUCGCUAAAAGAGUUUGCAUCUACAAUCAAAUCCUCGUAGAAGCAGUAGGUGUUUGUUUGGUAGAUACUUCUGGGGUUUCCCUCCAUUCCUCCAUGGUCUAGGAGUCAGCUCAGCUGCAAGAUGAAGCAGGAUACUAAUAUGACCUUGCUUGGAAACAUGAAACACUAACUCGUGGUCAAAACUAAGUUCACUGAUUCUCAAGGAUUAUCUUUUGAGAUCUACAUGUUUAUAUUAUCCAUAUUCAUAUAUAUUAUACCUAUAUAUGACAUUACAAGAAACCUUUAGAAAAGUUGAAGGAAAGAAGUGUGCCUGUGAGGCCCCAGACUCUGGUGUUGGGAGAACAUUUGUGAUCUUGUCAUUGGCUUUGGGGCCCUUGUACAGACAGGCCAGUGACUUUGUAUCCACUGCUCUUUAUCAUUCAAACUAACAGCUUGUGCCUGAGUUGUAAGUGUAUUUUAUUUUCUGUUACCAAUAUUUCUCUUCCAGCCUAGUUUCAAGCUAUGUUCAUCUCAUUAUUAUGAAUGAGAUACUCAUUAUUAUGAAUGACUAUAAAUCAAACUGCACAAUCUUAUUUAAUGUUGUUUCAGGAAAUAGAUCUAUUCGCCACUAUCACCACAUGCACCAGCAAACAUAAACAAAACAUUGCUCCAAUAUAAGGUUUGACUUAAACCGUACUGUCUAUAAAAUCAAUCUGGUGUUUGGCAAAAACAGUUUUGAAGACAUGGUGUUUUUGUAUAUAGCUAGAGAUGUCUCAACAUCAACUAUGAAUAUAUUUAUAGAAGAUAUAAGGCUAGGAUCUAGCUUGGUUGUAGAGUGUGUGCUUAACGUGCAUGAAGCUCUGGGUCAGAUCUCCAGCCCUGCAUAAACCACGCAUGGUAGCAAACACUGGUAUUCCCAGCACAAGGGAGCUGAAGGCAAGACGAUCAAGGUCAGCUGCAAAGCAAACUGGAGGCCAAUCUGAGCUACAUGAGACCCUGCCUCAAAACAAGUAAAAGCAAGUAAAAUAGUCAGCUGAUACUUGAAUUUCUCCUGCCCCUCCCCCACAGUCACCUAGUUUUUUCCAUUUUAUAAGCUGAGGAGUUAACCGAUUAGCAGUUAUGAUUCAUUGUAUGUAGAGACACUCCAAAUGAUGGUAACUCACAUUUUUUCUUUGAGACAUUUGACUGUGGUGAGAACAUAUCUUGCUUUCAAGCCUUACUAAAUACACCAUGCCUUUGAAUACAUACCAAGUCGAGUGUUUUCUUCUUAUCCUUGAGCCAGCUGUAAAUGCAUUUCCUGGUCUUGAUUGGUAUUGACUGAUUGAAAUAAAGUUGGUUUAUUUUCAAAUAUUACAA